Messenger RNA from Leopardus geoffroyi (Geoffroy's cat), 2307 nucleotides. It is a transcript of the gene FASTKD3, whose product is annotated as FAST kinase domains 3. The transcript has 7 exons. Gene Ontology annotation, biological process: mitochondrial RNA processing; regulation of mitochondrial mRNA stability. Bases 142 to 2124 code for a protein of 660 amino acids. The record is from RefSeq and is a predicted model, not a curated record. Gene Ontology annotation, molecular function: RNA binding. Lineage: Eukaryota; Metazoa; Chordata; Mammalia; Carnivora; Felidae. Gene Ontology annotation, cellular component: ribonucleoprotein granule; mitochondrial matrix.
GCCCGCUGCCCGGCGCUUGGGAAGGCGCGUACGGAGGCCCACGAGGCUCCAGGGUCCUCGCCGCUGCACGACCUCCCGCGGUGUGAGCGCAGUAGAUGUCCCAGCGUGUUAGAAGUCAAGAGGAGUUGAGAAUCUGAUGGCAUGGCUUUGAUUACCUUGCGGAGGAACCUUUACCAUUUAUCCGAUUUUCGGAUACAUGGCGCGCUGGCCGCUCUGAAAAAUCACCCCGUAAACCAUGUUCGCAAGAUGGUCAAGGGGCGUCUGUGUCCAUGGUUCCCUUCACUACAACCGGAGCCUUGCAGGGUCAGGUUCCAUCAUGCCUGUUGUAAAAAGUUCCACUCGGAAAACGGAGACGCCCUGCGUCCACUUGGUGAGCCAGUGUUCUCUCAAGCACAUGAUUGGGCUGGGCCUGAACAAAAUCCUAAAAGCCUGGAUGAACAGAUGUUUUACAGGAGACUCGACGACUUGGAUUCCUCAGAAGACGUGUUACAUUUUAUAGGCACGCUGCAACCUUUGCCUGAUAGCCUGGCAGCAGGAGCCUUGCAACGGAUCUGUGAAGUGGAAAAAAAAGACAGCAAUCACAAGCUGCCAAAAGGAAUACUAGAGAAUGGUGUCUUUCAAGCUUUAUGCGUUCGGUUUGAGCAGGAAUCCCCGAGUCUGUCGGACACGGCUUUGGUGACUGCUUUGCAAGCUCUGAGUCUGUUGUACGUGGGCCCUCAGAGUAACUUGUUACUAAACCUGGUGGCAGAAAGCCGCCGUCGUGUCAAAAGAGGUGGCCUGGAAGUCCGCAGUCUCUGUAUCCUUGGGGAAAGUCUGAUUAGACUGCAGGGUCCAGGCGGUGAGACACUAGAACUGAUUAUAUAUCAACUGCAAGGGGAAAAAUUGGAAACAUUUGCCCCUGAGGAUAUCGUGGCCCUUUAUAGAAUACUGCAGGCAUGUGCUGAAAAAGUGGACCGACACCAAGCGUUUCUCAACAAGAUAAACAGCUUUUCCCUGUCGGUCGUUUCCAACUUGAGUCCUACGCUGAUGAGUCAAAUGCUCACUGCCCUAGUGGCUCUUGAUCAAACUCAAGCACUUCCUCUGGUUAUAAAAUUGGGAAAAUAUGCUGUGAGGCAUAUCCCUCAUUUUACUCAUGAAGAGCUCAGAAAAGUCCUGGAGGCUUUCAUAUACUUUGGGCACAAUGACCGAUUUUUUACAACAGCCCUGGAGCGACAUGUGGCCUCACUGUGUCUCGCUUUGGAUCCUGAGGUCAUCAGCACCGUCAUGGAGUACUGCGGGAGGAAACAGAUUCUUUCAAAACCCAUCUUCGAUGCAGUGGCGGAAACUUUUGUUGGCCAGUCAGAGAAAUUUUCACCUUGUCAGGUUUCCGAGUUAAUUGAACCGUUUGGAAAACUCAAUUAUUUGCCACCGAACGCCUCUGCUUUAUUUAGAAAGCUAGAAAACCUGUUACUCACUCGUUUUGAAUAUUUUCCACCCAAAACGUUAUUGAAAAUUCUCCAUUCGUGUUCACUCAUCGAAUGCCAUCCGGUCAACUUUAUGGCAAAAAUAUUCAGCCCUUAUUUUCUUCAGCAGCUGCAAGGGGAAGAAUCGUACGUGGACAGACUGAACCUCGCACAGCUGACCCAACUGUUCCUAACCUCAGUGCUAGAAUGCCCUUUCUAUAAGGGUCGGAAACUUCUUCCUAAAUAUCAAGUGAGGUCAUUUCUUACUCCGUGCUGUUCUCUGGAGACGCCUGUGGAUUUUCAGCUUUACAAAUCUGUGAGGAUUGGACUGAUUGACCUUCUGGGCGCAAGAAUGUAUUUUGCUUCAAAAGUGUUAACGCCCUAUUGUUAUACAAUAGAUGUGGAAAUUAAAUUAGAUGAAGAAGGAUUAGUAUUGCCAUUUACGAUUGAUGAAGAUGUGCAUAAAAGGUUAGCACUAUGCAUUGAUGAUCCAAAAAGAUUUUCUCUGAAUAGCAGACACUUACUGGGAAAGGAAGCUAUUAAACAAAGACACCUGCGCCUGCUUGGUUAUCAGGUUGUUCAGAUCCCCUAUUAUGAGAUUGAGAUGCUAAAAUCAAGAGUUGAAUUGGUGGAAUAUUUGCAGAGAAAACUAUUUCCUCACAACGUGGGCGUUCGUUGGUAACAAGAGAGAAUACUGGCUUCAGGACUCGGUGAACCAACUUGUGUUUUCUUGGGACUCAGUACAAAGAAGGAUGUAAAAGGAUGGAAGUUGUGAGUUGGCCGUGAUCCGGAAAGGGUCUGGUUUUCCUUAUACCAUGUAUACACUUACCAGUGGUAAAUUUAAAAUAAAUUUUUAUUUUUAUUU